Molecule: messenger RNA, 3168 nt
Organism: Poecile atricapillus (Black-capped chickadee)
Lineage: Eukaryota; Metazoa; Chordata; Aves; Passeriformes; Paridae
Product: zinc finger protein 883-like
Exons: 4
Coding region: 118-2061 (647 amino acids)
Biological process (GO): regulation of transcription by RNA polymerase II
Cellular component (GO): nucleus
Molecular function (GO): RNA polymerase II transcription regulatory region sequence-specific DNA binding; DNA-binding transcription factor activity, RNA polymerase II-specific
Source: RefSeq, a predicted model, not a curated record
GGAUCAGGAAAUGGAGAAGGAAUCAUGAGGUCAGGCGCAGCCUGAAUUCACAGCCCUCCACGCGUGGGACCAUCGGCUCCCAUUCCGCAGGAUUUCCCAAUCCCAACGCUUAGCAAGAUGGAGGAGGAAGCUGUAAGGAAGAGGAAGAUGCCCCAGGAUGCCCAGGCAGACAAGGAGCUGAGGAUGGAGACCACGGAGGACAAAUCCCUGCAGCAGAACCUGGUGGAAGAGGCCGUUUUGUGCAGUUCCACAACACAGGAAUCCAACGGGGUGGAAAAGGCCCGGAGAUCCCGCACGAGGAGGGGCUGCAAACGCAGAUCACGGGGAUCUGAGGAGGACAGACCCAGCCUGUGCCGGGAAGGUGGACGGAGAUCUGGCCAGGGCUCUGAGCAGGUGGUCCAUGAGCAGCCUCACAAUGGGGAGAAGCCCCACAAGUGCUUGGAGUGUGGGAAGAGCUUCAGGUGGAGCAGCAAACUGAUCAGGCACCAGAUGAUCCACACUGGGGAACGGCCCCACGUGUGUGGGGAGUGUGGGAAGAGGUUUCAGAUGAUCAACACCCUGAUGCGUCACCAAGUGGUCCACACUGGGGAGAGGCCCUAUGAGUGUGGGGAGUGUGGAAAGAGGUUUCAGCUCACUUCCAGUCUCCUCCUGCACCAGCGCACGCACACUGAGGAGAAGCCCUUCCGCUGCCCUGACUGCAAGAAGGGAUUCAGGCAAAAUUCCCAUCUUGUCAGGCACCAGCGCAUCCACACUGGGGAGAGGCCCCACAAGUGUGAGCAAUGUGGGAAGAGCUUCAGCCGCAGCUCCCACCUGAACCGCCACCAGAGGAUCCACACUGGGGAGAGGCCCCACAAGUGUAGGGAAUGUGGGAUGAGCUUCAGACAGAGUGCCAACCUGAUCCAGCACCAGAGGACCCACACCGGGGAGAGGCCCUACGAGUGUAGGGAAUGUGGGAAGAGCUUCAGACAGAGCACCAGCCUGAUCCAGCACCAGAGGACCCACACCGGGGAGAGGCCCUACGUGUGUGGGGAAUGUGGGAAGAGCUUCAGACAGAGCACCAGUCUGAUCAGCCACCAACUGAUCCACACUGGGGAGAGGCCCUACGAGUGUUCCAAGUGUGGGAAGAGGUUUCAGACCAGCUCCACUCUCCUCGUGCACUAUCGGACUCACACAGAGGAGAGGCCCUUCCAGUGCUCCGACUGUGGGAAGGGCUUCAAGUACAACUCCGCCCUUGUCACUCACCGGCGCAUCCACACCAGGGAGAGACCCAGCCUGUGCCGGGAAGGCGGCCGGAGAUCCGGCCAGGGCUCUGAGCUGGUGGUCCAUGAGCAGCCUCACAAUGGGGAGAAGCCCCACAAGUGCUUGGAGUGUGGGAAGAGCUUCAGGUGGAGCUCCCAACUGAUCAAGCAGCAGAUGAUCCACACUGGGGAGAGGCCCUAUGAGUGUGGGGAGUGUGGGAAGAGGUUUCAGUUCACUUCCAGUCUCCUCCUGCACCAGCGCACGCACACUGAGGAGAAGCCCUUCCGCUGCCCUGACUGCAAGAAGGGAUUCAGGCAAAAUGCCCAUCUUGUCAGGCACCAGAGGAUCCACACUGGGGAGAGGCCCCACAAGUGCUUGGAGUGUGCAAAGAGCUUCAGCUGGAGCUCCCACCUGAUCUGCCACCAGAGGAUCCACACUGGGGAGAGGCCCCACGAGUGUAAGGAAUGUGGGAAGAGCUUCAGACAUGGCAUCAGCCUGAUCUGCCACCAGAGGACCCACACCGGGGAACAGCCAUACAAGUGUGGGGAAUGUGGGAAGAGGUUCAGCCAGAGAUCCAGUCUGAUCAACCACCAACUGAUCCACACUGGGGAGAGGCCCUACGAGUGUUCCAAGUGUGGGAAGCGGUUUCAGACCAGCUCCAAUCUCCUCGUGCACUAUCGGAGUCACACAGAGGAGAGGCCCUUCCAGUGCUCCGACUGUGGGAAGGGCUUCAAGCACAACUGCACUCUUGUCAACCACCGGCGCAUCCACACCAGGGAGAGGCCCCAGAGUGUCCCCAGUGUGGGAAGAGCUUCUCACUGAGCUCAGCCUUGACCCAACAGCAACGGAGGCACUGAUAAGGGAAGCCCUGCGAGUGCCCCGAGUGUGGGAAGAGCUUUGUGACCCACAUUCCCUGGGAUCCACCUUGGGAAUCCACCUGGCUGCUUCUCCUUCUGUUUUGGCCUCAGUUUUCUUCUGAUUCAUCUUCAUUCCUGUCAUGAGGUGACUUUACCUUUAAGGUGGAUGUGAGAGCUAAGGAAGUUGAAGUUGCUGGGGACUGAAAGGAGUCUCUUCUCCUGACCAAUUAUUGGUCAUUACUGGGAAUUGACAGCAAUUUUAACUAUUGAAAAGGGAGAUCAACUUGUGAACCCUACCUUAAGAUGUAAAGUCAGGGCACUUGGGCUCUUUUUGUUUCCUGGCUGUGAAGGGUGGCGGAGCUCCAGGCCAUGCGGCCGGGCGGGGGCUGCAGCGGCUCCCGGCCGGGAGAUGGGGCCUGCGGAAGGUUUUCCCCGGGCUCUGGCCGGGCUGGGCCGAUCUCUGGCUCGGCUGCAGGUUUUGCUGUGACUAAAUUUAAUAGAGACUGCCGAGUGAAGAAGGAGAGAGGCUCUGGACCUGCAGCGGGCUGGGGCGGCGACUACACUCUCCAGAGCAGCCAUGAGGAAUUUUCUGUCACAGACGGCUCCAGCUCCUGUUUGGCAGAGAUCACAGAGCCAUCUACAAAGCCUGGGCAAGAUUUUAAACUUUUCAUUUCCCAGAGGAGACUUGCAGAUUAAUCUUUUUUAUCCAGAAAAGGAAAAAGAGAGUGAUCAACAUGAAAAGAGACUUUAUAAACUACCAGUCACAAGAAAGAAAAGAAGCUUCAGGAAAGGUAGAGAAUUAAGAAGAUGCUUUAAUUAAGAUGAAAUAUUUUUCUGUUAAAGCUAUGGAGAUGGACAAUAAAGUCCUGAAAGAACUCCUUUAAUUCGUGACUGUAUAUAGGGAGGAAUAGAGUGUUCAAAGUGAAAAUUUGAGUAAAAAGUAGAGUAAUUGUGAUAUAGUGAAGUGCUGGAAACAGUGAAGCGAAAAUUUGAAGCCUUGGGGGGCAAUGAGAAAAACUGUUUUCUGGUGAAGCUCACAGAAACAGAUGAAGAACACUUUUGCUUCUGAAUA